AUGUAUUUAAGUAAGGAUUUCUUUGAUAUUCAUAAAUUUUUUCAUAUAUGUGUGCAAUUGCUUUUUCAGACGUAGGUAUUCAAAUUUAUGACAUUAAAACUAGAACUUACGUGUACGUUUUAAACAGCUCAGACGUAGUAUGUGAUGAUUACGAAGUAAAAGGUAUUGAUGGGAUACAUUUUCAUAGAGACAGUAAAGUAAGUACGCAUGUAAUUAAUGGAAAUUCUAAAAGUUUGCUUUAAAUUUUAGUGCGGAUAGACCGUAAUAUUCUACAAACUUAUGGGAAAAAUAUAAAUGCCGACAUUGUCGGCAAUUUUUAUAUUCUGUAGCAGAUUACGCUUCGUUUUUUUUUAUAAAAAUUUAACUUUUAUUCCAUAUUUCAGUUUAUCGGUUACAAUAAGAAAAAGAACAAUUGGGAAGAAAUGGGAAAGUGGCCUUAUGAAAACCGUCUUUUGGCGCAGUUUAUAAAUCUUCGAUUUCUGACGUUGGCUACAAUAGAUCGUGUUGAAGAAAAAGGAGCUGUAACUUUGACGCAUUUUGACUGGUCUUCAGGUAAAACUAAUUCGUAGAAUUAAUUACUGAGUUCAUGACAAAAUAUAAAAAUGAACCUGACAGUAACUUCAAUUUUAAGGUCAUCUCACCUGGAAGAAGUUUCAACCUAUAAACUCCAAUGCGAUGGGCUUUGAUUACCUUAUACUAAGCGACAUUGAGAUUAUCGAAAGUCCGAUUACAGAGUGGUCCAUUAAUGAUGUGCGGAGCCAGUAUGAAACCAUAAUUAACUUGUUGACAAAUUAUUCUCGUGUUUCUGCCUUACAGUUCUAA
Bursaphelenchus okinawaensis is the source of this 822-nucleotide messenger RNA. Lineage: Eukaryota; Metazoa; Nematoda; Chromadorea; Rhabditida; Aphelenchoididae. The record is from the annotation of a GenBank genome assembly.